Messenger RNA from Cyclopterus lumpus (lumpfish), 4413 nucleotides. It is a transcript of the gene crb2a, whose product is annotated as crumbs cell polarity complex component 2a. NCBI's taxonomy places the organism in Eukaryota, Metazoa, Chordata, Actinopteri, Perciformes, Cyclopteridae. Gene Ontology annotation, molecular function: calcium ion binding. The record is from RefSeq and is a predicted model, not a curated record. The transcript is spliced from 13 exons. The coding region runs from base 1 to 4413 and encodes 1470 amino acids. Gene Ontology annotation, biological process: axon guidance.
AUGGAGUUGGGGAAAGUCCACCUGAAUCUAAAGACACUGCUGCUGACGAUGAUGAUGUUCAAAUGGGGAAUCCUCUGCACAGCCACUUCGGACAAAUGUGUGUCCGCUCCGUGCCAGAAUGGAGCGACCUGCGUGGACAACAUGGACAACUACGCGUGUAUCUGUGCUCGGGACGGGGUCCGGCACAUGGGCAAAAACUGCGACGAGCUCUAUGACGCCUGCUCCUUUGCACCGUGUGAGGACUGUACCAGCACACCGGGCACCACGGAGUACCGCUGCGUCUGCCCGGACGGACUCACGGGGGACAACUGCACGGAAGAGGUGGACGAGUGUCAGAGCAACCCGUGCUCCGAACCCCGCUCCCUGUGCGUGGACCAGCUGAACGGGUACUUCUGCAGGUGUCCCGCUGGGUACGGAGGACAGGGCUGCGGGACGCAAGUGACCGACUGCGUCGACGAGCCCUGCAGGAACAACGGGACCUGCGCGCUGCAGCCGGAGGGCUUCGAGUGCCGCUGCACGCCGGGGUUCGAGGGGAAAACCUGCGAGGAGGACGUGAACGAGUGCGCGUCAGAGCCCUGUCAGAACGGGGCCAUCUGCAUGGACGGGGUGGCAGAGUUCCACUGCUUCUGCGUGCCCGGGUUCCAGGGCUACACCUGCGAGAUCGACAUCAACGAGUGCGCUUCUCGGCCCUGUGAGAACAACGCCACCUGCAUCAAUGAGAAGGACCACUACGAGUGCGAGUGUCUGGAGGGCUUUGCAGGAGUCAACUGUGAAACCGAGAUCGAUGAGUGCGAGUCCGGCCCCUGCCACAACGGGGCCACCUGCCGCGACCUGAUCGCUGCGUACUCCUGUGAGUGUCUGCCCGGGUUCGAUGGCGUCGACUGCGAGAUCGACGUGGACGAGUGCGCCAGCGAGCCCUGCCGGAACGGAGCCGUCUGCCACGACAUGGUGAACAGCUAUGAAUGUGACUGCAGUGAUACAGGAUUCCAGGGGGACUACUGUGAAGUGGACAUUCCCGAGUGUGCCUCUGAUCCCUGUCAGCAUGGUGCCUCGUGUUUAGAGGGAGUCAACGAAUACACUUGCCUGUGCUGGCCAGGUUACGAAGGACCGAACUGCGAGAUCGAUAUCGACGAGUGUGCCGAGCAGCCCUGUGAGAACAGCGGGGAGUGCUUUGAGCGUUCGGAUCCGUCUCACUGGGAGCUCGACUGGGAGCUCAGCUUUGCGGAUGCAGUGGGAUACAUCUGCCAGUGUCAGCCGGGGUUUGCAGGCGAGAACUGCUCCGUCAACAUUGACGAAUGUGAGUCCGAACCCUGCCAGAAUGGAGGCACUUGUGAGGAUAAGAUCAACGGCUACACCUGUACAUGCUCUGGAGGAUUUCUAGGUGAGCUGUGUGAGGUGGACGUUGACGAGUGUGAGAGCCAGCCCUGCCAGAACGGCGGCUGGUGUGAGGAUGGCAGGGCCUCCUACACUUGCCACUGUCCCGAGGCGGAGCCCGGCGAACUCCCCUGGGGAGGCGAUCACUGCGACGUGAAACUCUACGGCUGUGUGGACCACGAAUGCCAGAACGGAGCCACCUGCCACCCAUGGCUGGAGGGCGGCGAACAGGGUCACACCUGCCUGUGCCCUCACGGCUUCUACGAUGAGCAGUGCUCCACGAGGACGACCUUCUCCUUCUCCACUCCUGGAUUCAUUCACAUCGAGGUUGUGCUCGAAGAAAGGACACGGAGGGAGGUCGAGCACCGCGUUCACCGCGGUAUUGGGGUGCAGCUGCGCUUCCGGACCACUCUGCCCGACAUGUUGCUCUUCUACAGAGGGGACGCGGACAACCACCUCAUCUUGGAGAUCGUGAACAGAGGUCUUCGCGCAAAAGCCUUGUCUGAGGAGUCUGAACUGGAUGUUACAUUCCCUGGUUUAGUUAGCGAUGGAGACUGGCGGGACGCUCACGUGUUCGUAGAUAAGGAAGGCCUGGUUCUGAUUCUGAAAGGCCGUGGCUGCGACCGGGACGGAUGCAGAGUUACAGAUGGCGGUGCGGAUGACCCACCCUUCCAGCCCUCAGAAGCGUUCACUCACAUGUAUGUAGGCGGAGCACCGGAGGAGCUUUUAGAGUUCUCUGCAAGCGGUGCAGGCUUCAUCGGAUGUAUGGAAGACCUGAUGAUCGACUCUAAUCCUAUCCUACCGCAAACACUUCCAAAGGACCGAGGCCAUGAGCUGGGAUGCAGUAAGACGGAUUGGUGUAAGCCGGACCCGUGCCAUGGACACGGACGCUGUGUGGACCUGUGGACCAACUACCAGUGUGACUGCUACCGGCCCUUCCAUAGCGAGAGGUGCUCUGAAGAGUUCCCGUCCUGGACAUACAGCCACGAGGACACGGUGAGCUUCAGUGUCUACGAUGUCGGCAGGAGCCACGAGAGCAACUUCAGCGUGUCCUUCUUCCUGACGUCGUUGAAGCCAGACGGGCUGCUGUUCCAGCUGAGGAGACCCACCGAGGAAGAGGGCGGAGAGGUCUACUUCUCCGUCUACCUGGGCAUGGGGAGGGUUUUUGUCAGCUCUCUGCCUAACAGCGCCUCACUAACAGCACCCAUAUUUGUGACCACCGGCGAGAAGCAGCUUCUGCAGGUGGAGGUCCACCACAGACAGGUGAUCUUUGAGCAUGCGGGCCUUCGCUACGGGAUCGGAGAGAUCCCUGAAGUGACUGUCAACAGUGGGGAUCAGGCUUACGUAGGGGGACUCCCAGAAGACUGGGACUCCAACGCGUGGGGGGGGCAUUACAAAGGUUGCCUGCAGGACCUUCGCUUGGACUCGGUGCACCUAGACGUGGAUGCCUGGAACAACUCGGACCAGGAGGGAGCGUAUCUCCCAAGUGAUGCUGAAAAUGUGCAGCAGGCCUGCGUCAGCGAUGAUACUUGCAAGAUGAAGCCGUGUCUCAAUGGAGGAGAAUGCAGCGUCACGUUCAACGACUUCUUGUGUUCGUGUUCGCCGCAAUACACCGGGAAGACCUGCGAGACACGUGUGUGGUGCAUUAGUGAUCCUUGUGUCCAUGGCAGCCACUGUGUGGACCUGCCUGAUGGAUAUGAAUGUGUGAGCAACGCCACGUUUGAGAACAACCCUGUGCACUACAGCGCUGGAGGCUCCCUGGCUGAGCCCGUCUCGAGCAUAUACAUGGAGCUGCGGACCCGGUCAGAGAACGCCGUGCUCCUGAGGGCCUCCCGGGGCUCGGACCUGCUGAUGGUGGCUCUGCUGGACUCGUCGGUCCGGGUGGAGAUCCACAUUGGCAACAGCGUUGAGGCGCUGGCCUUCACGGGAGUUCGCAGAGUGGCCGACGGGGGCUGGCACCGCGUAAACAUCUCCAUGGCCGGGAAGGAGCGCAAAGCCUCUCCCUGGGUCAUCACCGUGGACGGAAUCACGGACGCCAGCAGCGCGCCGCAGCGCACGGGAAGCCUCCGCUUCCUCAACGAGAAGGGGGCCACGUUGGCCAUCGCAGAGAGCUUCACCGGCUGCUUUGGGGCGGUGAGGGUGGGCGGAGUCUACCUUCCUUUUGUGUACGACUAUAAAGCCCCGCAGCCGUCUCAGUUCCACCCAGCUGGAAAGCCAAAGAUCCAUUUGGGUUGCACCAGUGCCCCGGUGUGUGACUCAGAUCCUUGUGUCAACGGGGCCACUUGUGAGGACCUCUUUAACAAAUUGGGCUGCGUCUGUGACUCGGGUUGGGAGGGAGAGCUGUGCGAGACGGACACCGAUGACUGUGCGCCUCAGCCCUGCGUCCACGGGAGCUGUAAGGACUACUUGGCUGGUUUCGAGUGCCGCUGCCACCCCGGAUACGCCGGCGAGCUCUGCGACGAGGACCUUGACGAGUGUGAGCGUCACGCCUGUGAACACGGAGGCACCUGUCACGACGGACCCAACAUGUACACCUGUACGUGCCCCAAGGGCCACAGUGGCCCUCGCUGCCAGUGGGACUACCCUCCGAUACAGUGUGGUGAAGAUGUCCAGUGUGACAACGAUGGAGUCUGCGAUGACGGGCUGUGGGGAGCCAACUGCACAUGUAUGCCUGGUUUUACAGGCAGCAGGUGUGAGUCGGAGAUCGAUGAGUGCGAGUCGAACCCGUGUCGGAACGGCGGCUCCUGUUUGGACCGGUUCAACAUGUUUGUGUGUGAAUGUCCGCCCGGCUACAGCGGGCCGACCUGCGACACCAACAAACAAGCCCACAAACAAGCGAUCCCCUGGCUGGUGGUGGCCAUCCCGCUGCUCUGCUUCUGCGUGCUGACCCUGAUCAUCGGCUUGACCUUCGUGGCGCUAACGGCGAGGAAGAAGCGGCAGUCGGAGGGCGCGUACAGCCCCAGCACCCAGGAGGUGGCCGGGGCGCGGCUGGAGAUGGACAGCAUGCUCAAAGUCCCGCCGGAGGAAAGACUCAUCUGA